Syngnathoides biaculeatus (alligator pipefish) is the source of this 7191-nucleotide messenger RNA. RefSeq names its product NAC alpha domain containing (gene nacad). The record is from RefSeq and is a predicted model, not a curated record. Gene Ontology annotation, cellular component: nascent polypeptide-associated complex; cytoplasm. NCBI's taxonomy places the organism in Eukaryota, Metazoa, Chordata, Actinopteri, Syngnathiformes, Syngnathidae. Gene Ontology annotation, biological process: protein targeting to membrane. Bases 591 to 6791 code for a protein of 2066 amino acids. The transcript is spliced from 12 exons.
GCUUGACACGCCCAUCUCGCCGUAUUGUCCCACAAGCAACGCUGGUUUGUCAGUAGCGUGCGCUUGGAAAAGUUAAUGUUACAAAGAAAAUGGUCCUCAGAUGUGCUUGCGGAACGUGCAAUACUGAUGAAAGCAAACCUGCUAGGAUAAACACAGUCGACAAAGUGUCUACGAUGGAUUAAGGCUCGCGGAAGAGCGCACGUACAACUAAAUGUGAACAAAAUCAACAAACACAAGGUUGCAUGUUCGAAGUAUCAUCCUUCACAAUUGAGGGCAGCACUGAGAGGGAUGCUGGAAAAAAUUGUGCUGACAUCAUUUCCCAAGAUCCUGUCAGAGCUCGGAUGCGGGAGGGGAGGAGAGGAAGAGCCCGGGCAUGCGGGGGACUGCGGAUCCGACACGCAAAGAAAACACGAGCAUAAAAGCCGUGGGAAGACUUUUUGUGCGGAUCAACCCCGAGAAAGGCAAAAGCGGCGACAACACGGCAGAGGGCGAACCCUGCAGCCGCUUAUCCGCUGACAACCACGUGCUGCAGGGAAGAUGCAAGUGUUGGGUCGCUAAGCCAAAGCCAGGCAGCUCGGAGAGAAAGAAGCAUGCCGGGGGAGAGCGCUCACGGAUCCGCGCCCGCCGACGAGCAUCCGGGCCAGGGAGAGAACCACAUCGGGCUCCCCGGACCAGGCAAAAGCAGACAUCCGUCCACGGCGUCUACACCCAGUGACAGUGGCUCGUCCCCUUCUGACAGCGGUUCCAGUCCUUCUCCCAGCACUCCCCAGAAGCUACUACCAUCACACACUUCCCCAUUUGGACCCAGACUAUUUCUUGCAACGCCUAACUCCACUGGGACUCCAAGACCUCAACCCGAGGGGUCUGACCAUCGACACAAAAACCUGCCGAGAUUGUCUGGAAAGUUAGGCGGUCAUGGACCUUGUGGGCGCCUUGUCCCUGUAAAAAUGGAGAGAAUCAAAGUCCUGACUGGUUCUGAGGUGGAGAGUGAUUAUCCAGAGCCAAAGACCACAGACACCAGGGUGGUGAUGGGCCAGGAGACACUCCUCAAACCAUCGGAGAUCCUGAAGAGGACACGAUUGCAUGGACACUGUGGCCAGGCUAACCCAUCAACAGUCAUCCAAAGCUUUGCUGAAGCUCAGACAAAGACAAACACGACUCAAACGGAAACAAAAGAUGAAAAGUGCAAAAUUAAAAACCUGGACAAGGAAGAUAAAGAAACGGAACAUGCGCCAUCCUCAACUCUACACGUUUCCCCUGUGCUUGCAAUACCUUACCCCGUGUCCUCCCCUUGUUUGGAGCCUGUCACAAAUGAUGACAAUUUGAUGUCUAAGGAAGCGGCUCAAAGCCCUGCUAACGUCGAAGUGCCUUCCCAAUCUGUCCGUGAGCAGGCGUGUCCGGUCACGCUGUCCUUUUGUGAGCCAACUUAUUCCGUCGACCCGCUCCGAGUGGGCCUGCCCUCAUCCCUCGACCCUGACUUGUACUACACCGCCCCUUCUACUCCAAUCAAGAUGGCGCCACACUCCUCGCAUCUCAAACAUCAUUCAUAUCCUGGAUCUCCUGCUUUCUCCCCCUCUCCAGGCUUGCCCUCAGACAGCGACGACCUCUGCUCCCCUGUGACCUCCCCCUCUGGCUCUUAUAUGACAGCUGAGGGAGGAAGCUGGACCUCUUCCUAUGCAUCAUCUGCCUCCCCUUCCACUUCUCCCAACCUCCUGCUCGCCGAAGACACGCAGGAGGCCCGUGCUUGUUUUGUUGGUUCCUUGUCUGAGAUCGGAGAUGAAGUUGGCGAAGACAAAGUGCGAACACGUCCAGAGCGUGAGGGUGAGACGGUAAGGGAAUUAUAUAUGCACUCUUCGGAGGAUAUCAUUAAUCCGCAGCUUGGGAUAACAGGUGCAACGAUACCUGAAGAAGAAGAGGUUCAAAAUGAUGAAGAUGAGACCAGGAUUUCCAGAGAAAGUUGUCGUCCUUGUUGGGCGACAAAGAAUACAUCUCCACCAAGGAGCAGUAGCAGCCACACCAGUGACUCCCAGGAAGAUGGUGGAGAGUCUGAGAGUUCUUUCUGUCCGCGAGAGGAGGCCGGUGCAAGGAUGGAGGAUCACUGCAGACCCACACAUACGUUUCUCAAACUGGAACUGGACCCGUGUAUAUCCGAGGUAAAUUACAGACACAUACCUGAUCAGCGAGAGAAAACGUCAACAGAUGUCACUCCUGAUAUAGCCUCGUCCAACCCUAGUCCUGACUCACCUGUCGUUCAACUGGAUUCGUUCUGUCCUGGAGCCUUUGGUGGGCCUGGCCCCAGUUCUUUUAUGUUUCCUCAGACUGCUAGUGCUGAGGAUUUACUGGAAGAAGAAAGGAUGAUUCCCGUCUCUCUCAUCCCGUUUCCUCCUCACACGAGCCUUAUUUUUAAAGCAGAUUCCUUUGAAAUCACUCUCUUUCCCACAGAAGAUGACAACGAAGUAGUCAUGGACAGGAAUGAAGACAAGGAUGUCGAUGCAUAUGCAGCAGGAGAGGAGGAAGCAGAUGUUGAAGACGGUGACGAAGAAGAUGACGACGACGACUCUGUAGAUGAUGAUGCCAGUUGCAAUAAAACUGUGGAUGGUGGGCACGAUGAUGAGGGCGAUGAUGAUGAUUAUGAUGAUGACAGCGACAACAGUGCUGAGCCGACUGAGGACGCGAAGGUGGAGGUGAGAGUGGUUGAAGAGGAAGAAGAUGAGGAGCAAGAUGACGAAGAGGGAGAGUACGUCAGAAAAGUGGUGGAGGGUGCUACCGAUGAGGAUAGCUCAGCCUCUUUUCUUCAUACACUGUCAGAGACGUCUAUCAAUGAGGGUCUGGAUGACUUUUUCUGUUUCCAAGACGGUACAGACGACUCAUUAGAUUCUGCCUCCUAUAACGGGGAGGAAGAUGAGCGACUGUACAGCACCGAGAGGCAUGCGCAGUCGCUAGAACCGACACUGGAUUCUACUGAAAUACCAUCAAAAUCGGAAACUGGAUUAGCCAAUGCAAUUGAUCAAACUGAAUCUUUGGACAUACAGCAAUGUCCAGAUACAAAAGUGAAUCACUCUGAAACAACUCGUCUUUCUGCAGACGUGUCCACUGAGUCCAAAUUCAAAGAAAUUGGACAAAAAUCUGAAGAAGCAAUGGGACGUUCUAGUCCAUCAGAUAAUACAAAACCGGGACAAGCAGAUGAGAUCCCUGCAAAAUUAUUGACAGCUCCCACUCAGUGUGACUCUUCUCGCAAAGGCCAUGGGAAUUUGAUUGAGAUGAUCGAAACGUUUGGCUGGGAAGAGCGAUCUAAACACAGCCAUUGUGAGCGCUCUCACAACCACACGACUGCCCAAUCCUCCAACUGCCCUUCUAUUGGAAAACUAGAGACUACACACCACGGUAGUCCAGUUCUUCAAAAUGAAUCGGCAGAUGAGGAUGAUAUGAAGGAUGUUGGGGUAGAACAGCCCAAUGAAGGCACCGAAGAAAGGGAUUCUUAUAAAUUGCUUAUUAAGCACAGUCAUUAUCAAUCAGGAAGUCAUGUUGCUGCAGGAACAAGUAGAAUUGUGCCAUCACGGUGUUCCUCCAAGAGAUCUGAUAAGCCUGAGAGAGAAGACCAGAACAAGAAAAAUAUGAACAGUAGAGCAGACAUUACAAGCGUAGACUGUAGAGCCACUGAUUUGGGUUUCUCUAGUUUGGGUAUGACCACUGCUACUAAUGACUUGAAUAAAGGUGUCCUCCCUCUCUCCUAUCCUAAAGAGCCAAGUCCCAACCCCAGCAAUAUCCCAGUCUCUCCCUCCCCGGAGGUGAUUUUAGGACUUGCCGACAACCUGACCUUGACUCCUGAACAUCGCCCCGGUGACUCCGGUCAGGAGAACUUGAGUACUGAUGAGAGGGUACUUGGAGUGUCAGGAUCACCUCACUCUCCACUGGCAAUCUCACCCAAAAGAGAAAAUUCAGAAACAGACACAAGAAGUAAAAUUGAUCAUGGACCCAGGAUUUGGUGUGAUGAUAAGUAUGGAUUACAUUCAGGAUCCAUUUCUGAAUUUGGAGUUUGGGGAGCAGGAGAGUCUCUUUCCUUGUCUUUGGGGAAGAAGUAUGAGUUAGAGGCAGACAGCGUACUUGUGUGCGGCACACGAGGCCGCAGGACAGAGAAUACUGUAACUCCUAACAUGAAUAAUGAAGCGUACAAAAAAUACGACAUUGCUUUUGGUUAUGUUCUGGAGACGAAAGAUCACAACAGAAUGGAUGGAAAGAGGAAGGAAGAUAAAGAACCGAUAGGAGAAGGAACUUCUGAGGCUGAUUUGGUUUGCUGGAAAUCAAUUGAAGAGAUUUCAGAGGCAGAUGGGGGAGAGAGAUUGCCUAACGAUGAUGUCAGCAAUCUAAAUCACGCCAAUGAUAACACAGACACGCAAAUUCAAGUCACGUGGAUGGAUUCCAACAAUAAUAAUGACUCCACAUUUGAGUCACUUGAAAUAGCAAUGCGUGAAGGACUGAACGCUCUGUCAGAGGACGUGAAACCCGAAUUUGUGAGUGUCAAGGUCACGGAAUCGGUUUCUAAUAUUCCCCUCGAAGAGAUGCCAUUAAGGGCUUCUGUUGCGCCCAAUGAUGAAGAAGACCGAGAGGGAAGUUUUGCUGGCCAAACAUCAAGCACAACACAAACACCAUCCCCAGAAGAAUCUCAUUGUAGCUUAACAUCAAUUAACACCAGAGAGAGCAAAUCUGAAACAAGUCAACAUCUCAACAGCAGACCAGAGAGAAGUCCAGAUGAUCAGACAAUCACCCAGGACGGAAACGUUGCACUUUAUUUACUAGAUGGGUCAUUUGGGUCCUUUAAUCCGACAUGUAAAUCUCACGGAUCUACAACCAAUCAACGUGCAAAUAACGGAUUACCGUCAGAAUCAGAUGAAGUGCUGGCGGAGCCUGAAACAAGUGAUGCAAGUCUUGUGACUGACAGACCUGUUGAUGAACCAAAGACUAAAGAUGCCUUUAAGGGACAGCAGUGUGUGAGUUUGAACUCAGGGACGGGUGACGAAGAAAACGUGAAAAGGGGAUGCACAAAGAACUCUCGAAAGAAAAAGGAAACUCCCGCCUCCUCCCAAACUACCUUGGAGGCUUUUGCACAUGACACUGCCAAGGAUGCACUUUCCACAGAAAAAGCCGGCGCGAUUAAGAAAGGGCGAAGACGGAAACAACACAAGGCCUUUAAGGCGGCCACUAAUUUGGACUCUAGCCCCGAAGUUGCUGAUGAUGAAAAGAAACCUCUCGCUCCCAAACGCACUUCAACAGACGGAAGCUCAGUGGCGAUUGGCGGCCUUUCAAAAAUGAAUAAAGGCAAAAAGGCCAACAAUGAAAUGUCGGCAGUCCAGUGUCAGCGGAAGAAAGACAAAUCUGGAUCACACGUCCAAUUAGAGACCUCUGAAAAGCCUACUCCGGAGAACCUCAAUGCUCCAGUAGAACCAAACCAGGAACAAGAAGGACUUGACAACAGAGCAGAGAUCUUUGAAAACAGACAGGAAGUGCUUGAUAACAGACCACCGUCAAAUAGUGAGAGAGGAAUCCGAGUGGAUAUUAAUGACAAUAACAUAGACGAUGAUCAGAUCUCACAGGCUAACACGCUCGCCACGCCAUCUUCUUCUUCAGCGUCUCCCGUGUCCUCUUCCUCACCCAUCCAUCAAGCCUCGACAGAGCCAGAGCCAGACCUUCCCACACGUGUGCAGGUAUCCCACUCUGGACUUUCAUCCCACCAACUGCCUUCCCAAGCAACAUCCCAUACAACUGCCACAAUUAACGCCACUUCUGCCACGAGCCGACAAGCAGCUGUUUCCCAAAUUCUUCCAAAUGCGGAAGAGGCCACCAUCACAACACUGACCAAAUCCGACCAGAGUGUUGCGUUCGCCUCAGCAUCUUUGGAAAUGUCCAAGCCAACUCAGGAGUCAUCUUGCAGUUCUUCAUGCCGUACCGCCAAACAAGGCUGCACAAAGGAUUCGGCCGAAGAUUCCAGUUUCGUCAAGAGAGCAAAAGACAACGAGGAGGAUCGUGGACUCUCUAGACAUGUUCAAAGGUCCGUCGUCAAAGAAGCAACAGGAAACAGAAGUGGAUCCACAGCAAGAACCGCUCCAAUCAGUCCAAACAAAAGCCAGCCAUUCUCUUCUCAUCGGCUGACCGACAAAGAGUCGGCCUGUUCGGUCAAGCGCGGCCAUGCGAAUUCUGAAGACUUCAAAAACGGUUGUUCUCUCGUGGCUUCUUGUAACGAGUCUGAGAGUGAGGGCUCAGUCCCUGAACUGGUGGAGGAGCCGGUGAGAUCUCCUCAACCAAGGUCCUUUUCUUCUGUAGACGAAGGCCCGAACAGACCAAAACAGAGCCGCAGUGAGAAGAAGGCCCGCAAGGCCAUGUCAAAACUGGGCCUAAAGCCGGUCCAUGGUGUGACCAGAAUCACCAUAAGAAAGUCCAAGAGCAUCCUGUUUGUCAUCAGCAGACCAGACGUCUUUAAAAGCCCCGCGUCGGAUAUUUAUAUUGUAUUUGGGGAGGCCAAGAUCGAGGAUCUUUCUCAACAGGCCCACAAAGCCGCUGCAGAGAAAUUCAAGGUCCCUGUGACCUCCACCCCCUUGGCGCCCCCCGUCCCGCCCAGCCUCAACGUCAAGGAGGAGAGCGAAGAGGAGGAAGAGGAGGUGGACGACGGGGGUCUGGAGCAGAGGGACGUGGAGCUGGUGAUGGCUCAGGCCAACGUGUCCCGAGCCAAGGCCGUGCGUGCUCUGCAACACAACAAGAACGACAUAGUCAACGCUAUCAUGGAGCUGACCAUGUGAUUGCCGUGGGUGCUUUUGAAGCUCGACCUCUUCCUCCUCCUCCUCCUCUUCGACCCGAAGCCUAAAAAACCCACUCUGUAUCGCUGCUACUGUAUGUUGCAUCUCCAAUACCUGCUCAAUAAAUAAAAGUAUGUUAGGAUGCCAGCUUUGCCGGACGGACUGCGCUGAUUUCAAAUGUGCGGUGCGGUCAACGGAACUCUGCUCGCCUUCAGACUCGCUCACAAACGCCUCAAAAUAGUUUUUGCCUGACAACCAAAAGCGACACGUUCAGCACACUCUUCCUGCUAUUCAUGAAAAUAAGAAUCUGUUAACAAUGAAGUACAUUGGGCAAAAAUAGGUUGAAAACUUUUACUACUGCUACUGACUAUUGCAAUCCAUACUUGCAAAUGUAUUCAAAGCA